UCAACGCGUAAACGUCAACAAUCACCAGCACUGUCUCCGCUGCCUCUCUCCUCUGGACUCUUUCAUAUCCGCGAAUCACAGAUGUCCACAUGAUGCUACACCCGAUUAUCAGGGCUUCAGUGAGACUGUUCCAGCUGUAAGAUGUCGAUGGUGUUGUUUGCCUCUGUGGUCCGGGUCGGAGACGGCCUGCCGCUCUCAGCAUCGACCGACUACGAGCAGGACAAAGAGCUGCAGGAGACCAAGAAGCACCUUAAAGGUCUCUCCAAGAAACUCGGCCAGUUCCCCGACCGCUGCACGCUCAAGACCGGAUCCUAUAAUGUCAAUUUUACGAGCGCCCUGGGUGUUGGAUACAUGAUGGUGUGCGGCGCAAACUACCCCAAUGUGCUGGCCUUCUGCUUCCUGGACGAGCUGCAGAAGGAGUUUAUCGUCACCUAUGACUCCAAACGGAUCAGCAGUGCCGUGCGGCCGUACUCUUUUAUUGAAUUUGACACCUUCAUCCAGAAAACCAAACAGCGCUACAACAGCCCGCGCUCCCUGUCCACCAAGAUCAACCUGUCUGACAUGCAGACGGAGAUCAAGCUGCGACCGCCCUACCAGCUCUCCCAUGAGGACCUGCGGGCUAUCAAUGGAUUCUCAGUGCAGACGCCCUCCAAAUACAAAGGCAUAGCUCCCACACAGCUGUUGGAGCCCGUGACUCUUCCGGGCAUCGUGUCCUGUGUGCUGAGUGUCCUCUGUGGAGGCCUGAACCUGCUGCGAGGAGUUCACGCAAUAGAGAGCAUAUUACAGAAUGACGAUGAAGACUUUAAUUAUGUGAUUGCCUUCUUCCUCGGCACAGCGGCCUGUCUGUAUCAGUGCUACCUGUUCGCCUACUUCUCGGUCUGGAGGAACAGUAAGUCCUUCCUGGCGUUUGCACUCAUCUGCUUGUCCAACAUGUAUCUGUAUGAACUGAGAAACAUGUGGCAGAUCCUCUUCCAUGUGGCGGUGGGAGCCUUCAUGACUCUGCAGAUCAAACUGAGGCAACCGCUGGGGAAAGCUCCGGACUACAACGUCUGACGAACACUUUAAGCACAAAGGACACACAGACUUUCAAGUUCGGAUGUCUCGCACAUGCUCUGGAAAUGCAGCAGAGACAGAGCCGGGACGUCUGGGGGACGAAAAGAAAAAAACAAUCGUCUCAGAGAGGAGAAGAGAAACCAAAAACCUUACAGCUUCAACGUAUCCCAGCACCAGCGGACAGUGACAGAGCUCAGUGUGGACGGAAAGGGAAAGUCUGCCCCAGCCCUCAUCAUUUAUGGAACGUAAUGGAUCAAGUUCAGACGUUGUUUACUCCUCACAGUUCUCAGAUACAGAUAUUUACUUUUUCUGUCUUUUUUUUGUCUGCUAUAGUUUAGAUCAGAGUCCUGCAUAAGUCAAACAUCUUCACUCUUCAUCUUCAAAGUAAAUGAACACCAGAAAUGUUUCAGUAAUUGUACAUGCAACACAACUUUUAGACAAAAUAAUGCAGAUCUUCAGUUCUUUUUUUGACAUACUGAUCACUGAAGUUAAGAUAAGAUAAGAUAAGAUAAGAUACUCCUUUAAUCGUCCCACAACGGGGAAAUUCAUGGAGUUACAGCAGCAAACAAAAAGGUCUACAGUACAAGAAGUUAACAAGAAUAUAUAUAGAAAAGAAAUGUUCAUCAGAGACGACAGAUUGGCCAUAAUUCUCCUGUCAGCCACCACCUCCACAGGGUCCAGGACUGAGCUGGCCUUCUUCACCAGUUAGUCCAGUCUUGCUCUCCUGUAUCCUGUCUGCCCACAGCAGGGGAAAUCCUUCCAAUGUGGCGUUCCUGUCCGGUGUUAGCUCUGUUAGCAUGAUGCUACUCUGGUGCUGGGUUAGCUCGUCCACCUCAUUGUAGACAGAUCCCACAGUCCCCAUAACGGUGGGUGAAAGGACAGGUCAACGCCGUCCCUUCUAGCAUGCACCUCAGUACCAGCCCGUCAUCCUUGCCUCAAACAUAUUCACCCUUCAUCUUCAAAGUAAAUGAACACCAGAAAUGUUCAGUAAUUGUACAUGCAACACAACUUUUAGACAAAAUAACGCACUCUAAAGACAUUGAAAAGUAAAAAGUUCCUCAACAAUUUUAAGCCAGAUUUCUUUUUACUUUGAGGAAUGUGAAACCUUAUUAUUUCCUCCAUUAAACUAAGUUAAUAUUCUGAAACACAAAGCAGCAUUACAUAAAGCGUCUGAAAUAAAGUGCUCUCUAAAACGAGUAAAAUAUCUGAUUAAACUCUAAUUUACAAACUCUAAAACACAACACACUGACGACAUGUCUUGGACCAUCGCGUCAGUCGACACCCUUAACUCUCAACGGACUUGUUUAUUUGUGUUGCAACUGUGUCACCACUGAUACUUCAUGGAGAUCUGAUCAUAUCAAAGCUAGAACAUAUAAUCUAUGUUAUCUGAUAAUUACCUCAGGCUCGGUCUUAAUGUUUCAAAUCCUUCAAAAUAAGACAAAGUAUUUCAUAACACCCCUCAGUAUCUGACGGUCUUUGAUGCUCAAGCUGACGACACAUUUCUGGUUGAACAUGGAUGUAACUGAGGUCCAAUGCUCAACCCUUAUUUCCUGAAGCCUUACCAACUACAGAGAGUUUGACUGAAGGUUUGAGAGUUACAGAAGCAAACAUUUUGAAUUCUUCGGGCAGAGCUGAAAAAACGUUCAGAUAAAGGAACAUAAAAAGUCUUGAACUACGCCUCUUCUAUUUUCACACAAUCCUGCUUCAUUGAUGAUUGCUCAUCAUCAAAACAUCUUUCAAUAGUCAUUCCUACAUUAAAUUGAAGCUUAAGGUGUUGGCUUGAAAUUUGUAUCCCUCUCAUUUUCCAACUCAUUGUAACAAAGAGGCAAUUAACUAUCAAAAACACUCUGACACAUUGUGACAACCAACCCCAUCAUGGGGUUGGUUGUCACACUAUGGGGUUGGUUGUCACAAUGGUAUUCCAAUGGGAACAAUCUUUUAAAAAAGGCAGAACUACAUUUGAAAGUUUAAUUAGACUGACAAGUGAUAGGCCGACAUAACUUCAUGCAUUUUAACAUAACAUGAGCAAGGAACAUGAACAGGAAACACAUCUUUAGACCAGCCUAUAUAACAACAUAAAGAACAACACAAAUAGGCCGAACAAUAACAGCCUACUCAACUAGGCUACAUGCAGUCACUGUCUGAGUUACAGUGAUGGCACAUGUAGGGUCUGUGCACUCCAACUCAUUUCACCAUGCAUGAUUUUGCCAACAUAGGGGUUGGUUGUUACAUGUGACAACCAACCCCAAAGAGAAUGUGACGACCAACCCCAACUGGAUUUUUUUUGCUAGCAUCAAGGCUAACAACCAUCUAACAAAUACUUAGCUAGCUAAUAGAAAUCUAAACUAUAGCUUUCCCCUCACACUUUGUAAGGGUAACACUUGUUUUGUUAUAAACCCAUCGUUUAAAAGCCUAGAAGAAAAAUACUGAGGAGCUGAAUAUUUACAAUUUGACAUGAAAAACACAAAAACUCCUCUCACCUCAAUUUCAGCUGUCUUACUCCAGAGAAGACUAUGUAGGUGAGCUCUGAUCCUAAUUCUGGAAAUGUCCAUACCCCGAUUUGAGAGACAGCGCCCUCUGGUGGCGAGAUAUAUAAGGAGUGUGCCAACCAACCCGUGUGACAACCAACCCCGUUCUCCCCUACCUAUAAAAGCACCGAAUUCGGUACCCAUCCCUACCUAACACACUGAUCUCUGAGUGCACGUUCAACCGGUGGAGGGAUCGAUGAUACGAUCGGGAUAAUCGUGAAACCGUGAUUAUUUCACUCACGAUAAUCGUACCACCAAAAUCUUUUAUCAUUGCAUCCCCACCCUGCUUACAUCCACAUCCUUUACAUAUUUUCUUUCUGUUUCUUUCAUGCACUUUUUGCACACACGUACCCGACCUGGUGCAGGACUCUGGCGUAGGUCUUGGUUUAAACUAUGCAAUGCUGCCUUUUAUGUGUGUGUGUGCGUGUGUGUGUAUGUGCAUGUCUGUCAUUUCAGCUCCUCAUAUGUUCUGUAUUCAGGAGCCAUUGAUCAAACUUAAUUCUGCAGUUUCUUGUCAUUUUUCAGACACUUAAUUUUACUAUUUAUUUAUUGACUGAUUGCUCAGUGACACGAGGUCAGUGGAGAUUAUGCAAAUUUUAUUAGUUCAAUUUGUCAUUUUGUGAUUGCUUCUAUUGUUUUUUUUUUAAAGCGGAGGGGCGUCUGGCUGUCACAGAGCAGCUCCAGCAGACACAAACAGCCUGUUAGCAUUCAUACCCGACUUCCUCGCCCACACAGCCUCAAGCAUAUGCCAGUGUCAAGUGACUAUGUUAAUAAACAGGUCUGUGUUGGCAGCGGUAAAGAUGUGUAGCUGUGCUGUCGAGGCCAGAGGCAGCUUGUGUCAUCCCUGCUGCCGCUGGCGUGUUUUUUCUGUUUUUUUUCCCUUCCUCCCACCGAGCCCCCGUGAUUGUGUCUGCCACUUAUGAUGACAAAAACUCACCGUCUAUCUUUGUAACAAACAUUCUGCUCACACUCAACAUAAUUACAGUCAGGAGAUGCAGCCACAUUCGUCGCUAUUAGGCAGAGUGGGAUUUGUUUGGAGAAUUAUGGGAAGAUUUCCUAAUUUCCUGCACAAAUAAUAUCAAAUAAACGGAGGAGGGAAGAGAA
Molecule: messenger RNA, 4685 nt
Organism: Notolabrus celidotus (New Zealand spotty)
Lineage: Eukaryota; Metazoa; Chordata; Actinopteri; Labriformes; Labridae
Gene: sec22a
Product: SEC22 homolog A, vesicle trafficking protein
Exons: 7
Coding region: 142-1053 (303 amino acids)
Biological process (GO): endoplasmic reticulum to Golgi vesicle-mediated transport
Source: RefSeq, a predicted model, not a curated record